Messenger RNA from Owenia fusiformis, 2581 nucleotides. The record is from the annotation of a GenBank genome assembly. Lineage: Eukaryota; Metazoa; Annelida; Polychaeta; Sabellida; Oweniidae.
CCGGGUUAUAUUUUGUAAGAUCUACGUAGACCUAAAAGACUUUGUUUCGUUCAGUGUAGUGUACAAUGGCAACUUCCGGUGCUACGAUUUUGAAAAUAUUCUGUACAUUUAUGCUGUUUAACAGCGACUUAGCCGUGAAAACGUUUUCUAAAAAAGAGAUUAGACACAAUAGGGAUCGUGUGUCACGAAUGUUUCAUUAUGCAUAUGAUGGUUACAUGAAGUAUGCCUACCCAUAUGAUGAACUACAGCCUCUUACAUGUGAUGGCCAUGACACUUGGGGAAAGUAUUCCUUGACUCUAAUUGAUGCCUUGGAUACACUGGCUAUAAUGGGGAACUACUCAGAGUUCAGAAAGGUUGCUGACUUGGUGAUAAAGAAUGCUAACUUUGAUGUUGAUAUGAAUGUUUCAGUUUUUGAAACUAAUAUCAGAAUUGUUGGGGGCUUGGUUUCUGCUCAUCUGAUGUCCAAAAAGGCAGGGAUAGAACUGGAAGAUGGCUGGCCAUGUUCGGGACCAUUGCUAAACCUUGCUGAGAAUGUGGCUAGAAGAUUACUUCCAGCAUUUCAAACUAAAACAGGAAUGCCAUAUGGUACAGUUAACUUCCGCUAUGGGGUUCCCAAAGGCGAAACCACCGUAACUUCCACAGCUGGAGUAGGUACGUUUAUCGUUGAAUUUGGGGCCCUCUCUAAGCUAACAGGGGAUCCUGUAUUCCUGGAUACGGCACUGAGGGCGCUGAAAGCACUCUGGAACACCAAGUCUAUUCUUGGCCUGGUUGGUAAUCAUAUAGAUGUUGCCACUGGGAAAUGGACAGCGCUUGAUGCAGGGAUAGGGGGUCAAGUUGAUUCAUAUUUUGAAUACCUUGUUAAAGGUGCAAUACUCUUCAAAAUCCCAGAGCUUAUGACCAUGUUUAAAGGUUAUGAUAUUGCUAUUGAAAAGUAUCUGAAGAGAGAUGAUUGGUACAUGUGGGCACAUAUGACAAAGGGUACUAUCUCUCUCCCAAUUUUUCAGUCCCUGGAUGGCUAUUGGCCAGGAUUGCAGAGUCUUAUUGGAGACAUAGAGAAAGGUAUGAAGACAAUACUGAACUAUCACCAAGUUUGGAGGCAAUAUGGGGCUUUGCCAGAGUUCUAUAGUAUUACCAAGGGGGAGGCCCAUGCCACUAGGGAAGGCUACCCAUUGAGACCAGAGAUGAUAGAGAGUGCCAUGUAUUUGUACCAAGCCACCAAGGACCCUCUACUCUUGCAGCUUGGUGUAGAUGUGUUAGAAUCAAUAGAGCAGGUCACCAAAACAUCAUGUGGAUAUGCUACUAUCAAGAAUGUUCGGGACCACACUCUUGACAACAGGAUGGAGUCAUUCUUCCUUGCAGAGACCACCAAAUAUCUCUACCUGCUGUUUGACCAUGACAACUUUAUUCACAACACUGGGGGCCAUGGGGAUGUAAUCAACACACCCAAUGGUGAAUGCAUCAUAAAUGCAGGGGGGUAUGUAUUUAACACUGAAGCCCACCCUAUUGAUCCUGCAGCCCUGUAUUGCUGUAGCGCUGAAAAGAAGGAGCAAGAUAAACUCCUUCAGGAGAUGCAUGAUGAAAUGGAUCUCCUUGAGCUACUGGAAUUAACUGAUAGCGCAGCUUUGGAAAAGGAUAAGGAUAAACGCAGCAUGGAAGAUAGGCUCCGUGAUAUCAUUGGUGCAUAUGGAUUUGAUGAUGAUUAUGCCAAUUUUGAUGAUGAUGAGGAUGUGCUUGAUGGUGCUGACCUUGUUGAUGAUGAGGAAGAAAAUAUUAAUGAUGAAGCAGAGGAUAUUGAUGCAACUCUGAAUCUAUACAACAAAAUUGUUAAAAAUGUGAAAUCAGAUCAGAUUUUCAAAUUUAAAAUUCAGGACGGAAAUUUUCAAACUGUUACAAUAGAUAAACUAAAAACUGAUGACGCAGUCACUGAUUCUCCACUUAAUGAUAAUUCUAAUAAAAAUGGAGAUUCAGUGGGUAGUAAAGACUUAGAUAACGAGAAAGCAGAAGAAAAGAGAAAACAAGAUGGAAGUAUUGAUAAAAAACAUACAGCAAUAGACACUAGUGCAAUAAAACAGGGUGUGACAAUUGAUGAUUUAAAAUCAAAAAUAACGAAAAUUAUAGAAGAUGCUAAAAUUGUAUCACCCAAAGAAUCAGAGACACCUACCAGUGCUAUAAAACCUGAUGCUGACACUUCUACUAUAGUAAACUCUAAUUCUAAACAAGCUCAAAGUAAUCCAUUCCAAGAUAUAUCAAGUUUAAUGAGCGAUAUGCUUCAACAAUUGAAAAAGCUAUCUGAAAGAGACAAAACGCGAGAAAUGCCAGAAAUAUUUACCUGUCCUGCUCAGCCGUUCCAUUCUAGGUUUUCUGUUGGUGGAGAAAUGUUCUUUGAAGAGUAACUAACUGCAGAUAUGUUAUAAUGUUUUAAUCUUGAGAAACAUUUUUUGCUUGUGAGUGUUUGUGUUCAUUCUGUAUGCCUGGUUUCUAAAAACUGUAUAUUAAACAUGAAUUUAUUUAUAUGUAUUAUGUUGCUGAGUAAAGGCUACUGUGUAUUGCUUUUUUGUAUAGUAAAACCUGUCUUAGUGAA